UGGGAAUUGAUCGCUUCCCCACCUGUUUAAAGACUUUGAAAUCAAAGGCAAAUUGCCUGCAAAGAAGAACGGGCGUUGAAGGCAUUUUGGACAAGACUCACCUCCUUUCCCAUUGGAUUUGUUCCUCCGUUUGCUUGCUCCGUUUGUGAAAUAGCGCUAGCUACAUCUUGCCAGCGAGUCUGAUUAAAAUGGCUCCAUCCAACGAACAAUCGACGGACCCGGUUGCCCCAUCUGUGUCCGAAGAAACGCUUGUAAUUCCCCCAGAAUCUAUAACGGGUGCUGACGCCAAAGUCCCCGACAAUGUCGACAAGACAGUCGCAAAAAUAGAAGACGAGAAAACCUAUGAAAUAAAAGAACACGAUCAAGAUGUUGAAGCCCCAGUUACUACCGGCCAUCCACCAAAAGGACAUGUCGCUGUCCCGUUGCCAAGACUUCAAUUUGUGCUCGUAUUUGUUGCGCUGGCCAUGGCCCUUUUCCUUGCUGCUUUGGAUCAAACAAUUGUUGCGACAGCAACUGCGCGCAUUGCUCAAGACUUUUCAGCAUUUUCAGAAAUUGCUUGGAUUGGAACCGCCUACUUAUUGACAGCGACGGCAGUCGCACCCACUUAUGGCAAACUAGCAGACAUCUUUGGACGAAAGCCAAUGUUUAUAUUUGCUCUCCUUGUAUUCGAAUUUGGAUCAGUGAUCUGCGGUGCUGCUCAAAAUAUGGUCAUGCUGAUCAUUGGUCGGGCCAUCGCAGGAGUUGGAGGCGGUGGACUUUUUGCUUUGAUUUUGAUCAUUAUUGCAGACCUGGUCAGCUUUGAGGAUCGUGGCAAGUACCAAGGGUUGAUGGGCGCCGUUUUCGGAAUUGCCUCCGUUGUUGGUCCUUUGCUGGGUGGUGCAUUCACUGACCACGUAUCGUGGAGGUGGUGCUUUUACAUAAACCUUCCCAUCGGUGCUCUCACUGUUACCGUUGUCCAAUUUACCCUCCGCAUUCCUUCGCCAAAAGGCUCUAUUCGCGAUAAGCUUCACCGUAUUGAUUACAUAGGCACAGCCCUUCUCAUCACCGGUCUUAUCCUGAUCCUGAUUCCACUUCAACUCGGAGGUUCAGAGUGGGACUGGUCUGCUCCGCAAACGAUUGCGCUCUUUAUCGUUGGAGCAAUUAUUCUCGCUGUAUUUGUCUAUGUGGAAUUGAGAGUGGCACAGGAGCCUGUAAUUCCAGCCUCGGUCUUUGAGAACCGUAGUGUACCUGCCAUUAUCGCCAUCGCAUUCUUCCUUGGUGCAAAUUUCUUUUCAUUGGUGUAUUACAUCAGUAUCUACUUCCAAGUCGUCAACGGUGAUUCGGCUACCAAAGCGGGUCUCCAAUGCAUCCCUCUCAUUCUCGGCGUAUCGGUAACCUCAAUCGUCGCGGGUCAGCUCAUGUCUAGGCUUGGCGUAUACGUCCCCUUUUUCUAUAUCGGUGGGAUACUCCUCACCAUCGGUGUUGGUUUGAUUUCGACUCUGGACUCUACGUCAAAUCGUGGGAAGCAAAUUGGCUUUUUGCUUCUUUCUGGCAUUGGCAUCGGAGCAAUGAUCCAAACUCGGAUCAUUUCAAUCCAAGCAAGUGUUCAAGUACAGAAAAUUGCAGUCGCGACAGCUCUUGUUAAUUUUGCUCAAACAUUGGGAGGGGUGAUGGGCAUGGCAAUCGUUGGAACUGUCUUCAACAACGUCCUAACGGACAAGCUACAACAAUAUUCACCCGGAACGCCGUUUGAAGAAGCCACAAAACACGCAACCGAAAUUCACAGCUUCGCCGAACCCCUUCGAUCAAAUAUGACCCGCGCGUUUACAGAGUCACUUCGCACAACGUUCAUCGUCCUUAUCCCAUUUUCAGGGCUUAUUGUCGUACUCACGUUGCUUGUGAAACAGUAUAGAGGGGCGUUCAACCGAGCAAAGAGUGUACCUGCGAUGGCAGAAUAGUACUUAUUCUAGAUAUGCAUUGUAAAUUCACCUGUAUUAAUUCUUGGACCUUUUAAUGAUAUUUUCAGAACGUGUCUAUUACCA
Messenger RNA from Spizellomyces punctatus DAOM BR117, 2021 nucleotides. Its product is annotated as drug:H+ antiporter-2 (14 Spanner) (DHA2) family drug resistance MFS transporter. Gene Ontology annotation, cellular component: membrane. The transcript is spliced from 8 exons. The coding region runs from base 189 to 1937 and encodes 582 amino acids. The record is from RefSeq and is a predicted model, not a curated record. Gene Ontology annotation, biological process: transmembrane transport. Lineage: Eukaryota; Fungi; Chytridiomycota; Chytridiomycetes; Spizellomycetales; Spizellomycetaceae. Gene Ontology annotation, molecular function: transmembrane transporter activity.